AUGGUCGACAGCAGCCGAUUAAAGGUCCUGUCAGUUGGCAGCAACUCCAUCUCUGCAUUCCUCUCCUGGAGACUCACUGCCAGCAAUGCCGCCGACGUGUCGCUCAUUUGGAAAUCUCAUUAUGAAAUCGUCAUGAACUAUGGUAUUGCCUUCAAGUCGCAGCAACUUGGUCCCGGCAGACUCCGUCCUUUCCAAGUCUCAAAAUCUAUCGACGACGUCAGAGUUCCCGAAGGCGGUUUCGAUUACAUUCUCCUCUGCGUCAAAGCCCUUCCAGAUGUUUACGACCUUGGAUCCGUCAUCGAAAGAGUGGUCACUCCAGGCCACACAUGCAUCGUCGUCAACACAAGCACUGGCAUCGGUAUCGAAUCGUACCUCGAGUCUGCCUUCAAGGAAAACGUCAUUCUCUCGCUCGUGUGCGACUCGAAAGUUUCGCAAAUCGGACCUGCAGAGUUCGAGCAGAGCGGCACCGACGCAGCCCAGUACUGGAUUGGUUGCUGCACAAAGACGCAACCGACAGAUCCUACGACGAUCGACGACAUGGCUGAUUCGCUAGCGCUGACGCUCGAAGCCGGAGUUGUAAAGUGCGCCGUGUCGAAGAACAUCCGUCAGCAGCAGUGGGAGAAGUCGAUCGGUCCUAUUGCAUUGCAUUCACUAUCAGUAAUCAUGGAGGAACCCAACCUCUCUUCUCUUAUCCUCAUGCCUCGCAUGCGCGCAAACAUUGCCGCCGUCAUUGACGAACUCAUCUUGAUUGCCAGGUCACAACGAUGCUCAUUCGACAGCAAUUUUGCUCGUCGCGUUCUUGAGACGACGGCUGCCAACCCCAAGCCUUCGAUGAUGUACCAGGAUUAUCUCGCCAAGCGACCUAUGGAAGUCGAGGUCAUGGUGGGCAAUCCUCUCAAAAUCGCCGACGACAUGGGCCUGAAGGUUCCGCGCCUUGAGAUGGUCUACCUCACACUUUCCCGUCUUAACGAAAUCAACCAAUCAAGAGGCGCUAUGGCCACACCCAUCAUUCCCGCUGUUCCUUCCCGUCAGCCAUCCAACAUGAGCUUAGCCGCUGCGGCGCGACGCGCACCUGUUCAGAACGGUACACAGGCGGCCCCUCCUCGUCGACCUGCAUCUUCGCAAAACGGACAUGUUUCUCGGAAAUCGAUUUCUCGACGCAGUUCGAUGGAAGGCCUCGAGGAGUUUUCUGAUGUCGUCGCAUACAGCAGUACGCUUCCUUCUCCUGUGAACAACGGCAGCGAAUUUGCUGCGCCUGGAAAGGGUAAACUUGCCGGAUCGCCGUCGUUGCAGGACUUGACGUUGCGCGAGCGAGAGAUGGAACUUCGACAACGGGAGAUUGCUAUCCGUGAGCAGGAGUACGCGAUGCAGCAGCGUCAAAGAGGCAUGCGCCCUUCGAUGACACCUGGCGGAAUCCCCAACCGUGCGCCAUAUGCUGGCGGUGACUACUUCAGUGGACCAGCGCAGCCUCCUGUGGAAGUUGACAUGGUUGCGUACACCUCGCAGCGAAACAGACGCACUAGCAAUGUUGGUGGGCGGACGAAGAAUGAGUCGAUGACCAAUGGCGGUGGUGGAGUGAGUGGUGCGUUCCAGCGCCUGAUGCGAUCCGGCCGAAAGCAGAGCAUGACGCCGGAUCAAAGCUCGGUGGGCGUGGACUACUACGAUUCUCUGACGUCGUCCGUUGCCGACUACACGUCUGACCGCUACCAUGAGGUCGACAGUCGCGUGCUGGCCGACAGCCGUGCGAAUUCGAUGUCGUCGAACGCACCCCGUCCGUCGCUGUACCACCACUCACAGUCCUUACCGAUUAUGUCGCCACAGAUGGGACGUAGCUCCGCCAUGCUCGACAGCGCGCCGCCGGCGCCGCCAAACAGUCGAUUCAGAUAUGCAUCCAACCCGCGUGCGAUGCACCACCACCAGCAACAGCAGCAGUACAUGCCGCCGCCAAUGCAAGCCCGCAAGCUGAGCUCGCUUGUCGGACCUAGUCCGAUGGACGCGAUGAUGACAGCUGCGUUCGGACAAGGCUCACCUUCUUCUUCGUCGUCGUCGUCGGUGCGUGGCGUUCCUCUGCCGCGCAUGUCUGCCCCUCCGCCACCGCCGCAGCAGAUGAUGAUGCGUCGGACUCCCGAGUCUACUUCACCCGAGGAGUCUGACUCUGAGCUCUACGCGGCCGCGGCGGCAGUCGGAGGCAAGGACCAUGGUCGACGAAGGCGCAGCCUGACUGGCAGCGCUAGCGCCAGUGCGAGCACGAGCAACGACAAUGGCAGCGGCAACAGCAGCUCCGCUAGCAGCCUCGAGCAGAAGUAA
Molecule: messenger RNA, 2307 nt
Organism: Myxozyma melibiosi
Lineage: Eukaryota; Fungi; Ascomycota; Lipomycetes; Lipomycetales; Lipomycetaceae
Product: ketopantoate reductase PanE/ApbA C terminal-domain-containing protein
Exons: 4
Coding region: 1-2307 (768 amino acids)
Cellular component (GO): cytoplasm
Molecular function (GO): oxidoreductase activity
Source: RefSeq, a predicted model, not a curated record